This is a messenger RNA of Ictidomys tridecemlineatus (thirteen-lined ground squirrel), 2353 nucleotides long. RefSeq names its product quinone oxidoreductase-like protein 2. Gene Ontology annotation, molecular function: oxidoreductase activity. NCBI's taxonomy places the organism in Eukaryota, Metazoa, Chordata, Mammalia, Rodentia, Sciuridae. The record is from RefSeq and is a predicted model, not a curated record. Gene Ontology annotation, cellular component: mitochondrion.
CGGGGCGGGGCGUGGCCGCAGUGUCCGGUCUUCCUGCAGCGCUCUGGCCACUCCCUCUAGCGUCCAGUCUGCGGGCCAUGGCGGCGCUGCUUUGCAGACGGUCACUCCCUCGGACGUGGCUCUGCAGGAGAGCUGGGCAGGGCUGUGGCCGGCACUACCGCGCCGCGCUUUGCGCCGAGCUGAAGCAGCCUCUGGCCAUAGAAGAGGUGGCCCGCCGCCCUGUCCGACCUCACGAGGUCAGAGUUGAGGUCCAUUUCUGUGGAGUCAACUUUGCUGACAUUUUGGUCUGUCGUGGCCAAUAUCAGGAGAAGCCCCCUCUUCCCUUCACACCUGGAAUGGAGUUCUCCGGGACAGUACUGGAGACAGGCGCGGAUGUCAGCUCAGUGAAAGAGGGAGAUCGAGUCAUUGGUGUGAGUGGCUUUAAUGGGAUGGCUGAAGAAUGCAUCGUUGACCAGAAGACCUUGUGGCGGGUUCCAGAAAAGGUCUCCCUGCAAGAAGCUGCUGUCCUACCUGUGUCUUAUGGCACUGCUAUUUUGGCUCUAGAGCAUCGGGCCCAUACCCAGCCUGGAGAAACUGUUUUAGUAACUGCAGCAGCUGGAGCCACGGGCCUUGCAGUGAUAGAUGUGGCAACAAAUGUUCUUCAGGCCAAGGUAAUCGCUGCGGCCGGAAGCGAUGACAAGUGCAAGCUGGCAGUGCAGAGGGGCGCGCAGAGCAGCGUGAACUACAGCCAGGGCAGCCUGAAGGAGGCAGUGAGGCGGCUGGCGGGCAGCCGUGGGGUGGACGUGGCCAUUGACAUGGUGGGAGGAGAGGUCUUCCUGGAGGCCCUCCGCAGCCUGGCGUGGGAGGGCAGGAUCGUGGUGCUGGGAUUUGCUGGAGGAAACAUCGCCUCUGUGCCAGCUAACCUGCUGCUCCUGAAGAACAUCUCUGCCAUGGGCCUGAACUGGGGUCGGUACCAAGACCAGGACUUCCCCGUCUUCUCCAGGAUCCUGUCCUCGGCCCUCCAGUCCUGCCAGCAAGGGCGCAUCCGACCGUAUGUGGGGUCGGUGUUUAAGCUGGAGGAGGUCAAUGAUGCCUUCCUUCACGUGAUACAGCGCAAAUCCACGGGCAAGAUCCUCCCUUCCGUCCUAAUCGACUCCUCUGCUGUUUCCUCAGUCUUCUCACUGGCUUCCUACCUUUGAACUACCCUGUCCUCUGCGUCUGCGUCAUGCAUUGCUCCAUGGUGGUCUUCCUGAUGCAUGGUUCUACGUCUUGCCUCAGGAAACCUGCAGUGGCUCACUGUGGCUUGCACGGUGCAGUUCAGAGCCCUGGAACCAGCAUUGGACUAUGGCCGUGAUUUUGCCGUCUCUGUUUUCCAGCCCAUGUCUGUAGUUCCUCAGUCCCUGAUCUUGCCCCUUCUCUCCUUCACUCUGUCAAACACUGGCCGUCCUGAUCCCUGACCCCUGAGGCCUCCUGUGCCCCUUUCCUCUUCCUCUGCUGCCUUCCAGUAGCUUCUCCUGCAGGAUCCUGUUACAUCCUGACUGUCAUAGGGUGUGGCCUGGGUAAGGGCCAAGAAGCGGGUCUGAAUCCACUGUGGAGGUAUUACAUUCAUUUUUCUCAGUGCAGAGGGGCUAUUCCAUACAAUGUCUACCUCCCAGAGCUACUGUGGGCAACACCGGCAGGGAUAGGGGAGUGCACCUGGUAGGUAGUAAGGGAUUAGCAAAAUGAAAAUAAUCAGCAGAUUACUUAAUUUCUUUCUUUCCUCCUUUCCCAGUAAAUUGUAAGCUCCUUGAGAACAAGUAUCAUGUCUGAUUCACUUUUUUUUUUUUGACUUCUCGCACCAUCUCCCAUAAUGACUGAACCUGGGUAAAUGUGAAAUACUUUGAACUGAAUUUGAAUGACCUGAAGCUCUUAAAUCAUAGGAUUAAAUUAAAAACAUGUUGCUCUGGAGACAACCCAAAUGUCCAUCAGUUGGUGAAUGGAUAAGUAAAAUAUAGUAUGGACAUACUGUGGAAUAUUAUUCAGCCUUAAAAAAGAACAAGACUUGGAUACUUGCUACCACGUAGAUGAAUCUUGAGAAUGUUACAUGUGAAAUAAGCCAGAAAUAAAUAGACAAAUACUCUGUGAUUCCACUUAUAUGAGAACCUAGUGGAGUCAGUUUGGCAGACAGGAAGUAAAACGGUGGUUGCCAGUAGGAGGGGAAAAAUGGGGAGUUACUGAAUGGAUAUAGUUUUGGAGUGGGAAGGGGAAGAGGUUUUGGAGGUUGAUGGUGGUGACGGUGGCAUGACAGUGGGAAUGCACUCAGUGCCGGGGAACUAUACAUGUAAAAAUGCUUAAAAUGGAAAAAAAAAGGUUAAAAUAAAUAAUGUAAAAUUAA